AUGGAAGAGGAGGUCCUCCUGGGACUGGCAGCGGGGUUCCUGGCGCCGCCCCUCCUGGUGCGCCCGCACGACGACCCUGCAGACAUUGGGCACGACCUCAAAAUGCUGACCCUCGGCGUGGCCGCCAGCUCCAGCCUAAUCGCCGCGCUCACCGUGCUGCUGUUCAAGGACAGGCCCGAGCUGCCGCCCAGCCCGGCGCAGGCCCAGGAGCGAGCGGGCCGCCCCGAGGUGACCUGCCAGGGGUUCGCCAGAGCGCUGCGCCGGCUGUGGGCCAACGGCAACUACCGGCUCAUGCUGGCGUGCAACGGCAUCGCCAAUGGCUCGCUGAACGUGGUGGUGACUGUGCUCAGCCCUGUCGUCCUUAGCCACUUCCCGGACGGACAGGAGUUCGCCGGCCGGGUGGGGGUCGUCAUCAUCCUGGCUGGGUUGCUGGGGUGCGUGGUGUUCGGCGCGCUGCUCGACAGGACUCACAAGUACAACAUUUUCCUAGUGGGGUUCAUGCCAAUCGCGCUGGAGAUGUCCGCCGAGGUUACGUACCCCGAGUCGGAGAGCACCGUGGGCAACCUGCUCUUCAUCCCCAGCAACGUGCUCGGCAUCGCCAUGUCCAUGGCCUUCACCGAGAUCAUGCAGCGUUGGGGUGAUCUGAGCGCCAUCUUGUUCGUGUGCGCGUCGCUGGCGGCAGGGGCGCUGCUGGCCUCGUUCGUUGGCCGCGACUACCGCAGACUGGCGGCCAACAGCGGCGAUAAGCCUGCUCCCAGCCGGGGGAAACAUGAACUAAUAGUAAACUAG
Molecule: messenger RNA, 789 nt
Organism: Bacillus rossius redtenbacheri
Lineage: Eukaryota; Metazoa; Arthropoda; Insecta; Phasmatodea; Bacillidae
Product: heme transporter FLVCR2-like
Exons: 5
Coding region: 1-789 (262 amino acids)
Biological process (GO): heme export
Cellular component (GO): membrane
Molecular function (GO): heme transmembrane transporter activity; heme binding
Source: RefSeq, a predicted model, not a curated record